Messenger RNA from Kogia breviceps (pygmy sperm whale), 2193 nucleotides. Lineage: Eukaryota; Metazoa; Chordata; Mammalia; Artiodactyla; Physeteridae. The record is from RefSeq and is a predicted model, not a curated record.
AAUAAGUGGUUAGUGCUGUAAUGAAAAUACAACCCAGGGAUGUGACAGAGACCUGCAGGUACUUUCUCGUGGCCAGGGAGGGGACAUCUGAGCUGAGACCUAAAUGAUGUGAAGGAGCCCUGAGGAGUCAGAGCCGAGGGUUAGGGUUGAGAAGGAAGAGCAUUCAAGGCUGCAGGAACUGCAAGGGCAGAACUCUGACGUGGGAACCAGCAAAUUCAUGGGCAGAUGUUCUGAGCUCACCGGCUUCCAGGGCUGCUGGGAAACCCUAGCCUCCUGCGUUUGGUUGUGCACUCCUGCAACCUUCACUGCAGGCCUAGCCGUCGACUGACUCCAGGCAGAGCCUGGGCGCUGAAGAUGCGUUUCAGGCCGGCGGGAGUGGCGAAAGCAGAAAUGGAUAAUCCCCAGAAGCAGAGGUCCCGGCGACUCCAGGGGCCGGGCUGGGUGGCUGGGAAGCUGGGCCGGGCCUCGCGGGCUGGAUAGGAGCCCGCCCAGAGGAGGCGUCUGGGCCGAGGCCGUCCCAGGCUUGGCUCUGCGGGAGAAGUGGGCCGGGCGGGGAGAGGGGGACUGGAGGGGGGAAGGGAAGGUCUCCGAGUUCUCUGGGAGGUGGACUGGGGUCCGAGGCCCCCGGACGGCCUGAGGUGGGACUCUGCGUUCGAGGCCUCCCGCCACUGACCAGCACCGUGGCUCAAGGCGGGUCACGGCCUGUCGGGCCUCAGUUUCUCUCGGGCAUGGAUAGCGGGGAGGCUUCGCGGAUCGCGAGGCCUAGUGCCCCGGAAACCACGUGGUCAAAGGGCUGAGCCGUGUGGCCAGACAAGAGAGGCCCCUGCCCCUGCCCAGUGAGCUCUGCUGCUGUGUCAAAGCCCUGCCAUACCUCCUGGGCUAAUACAAUCACAUUAUCCUUUUCUCUGAUGUCCGGUGUUUUGCAUGAUCCUCACAAUAGCCCUUUGAGAGAAAAGGCAGGGGAGACUAGCCCAUUUCACAGAUGAAGACACUGAGAGCCUCAGGGCACAGCAAGUGAGAAGAGCCCACAGGCCCGGGGCCCAGGUCUUUCCAGAGCCAGUGCUCUUUCUCCCACCGGGGCACAAGGGCUGCCUCCCUCUGAUCUGUGUCCACCUCUCUCACCUCACAGUUCUUAUGGGAGCCAUGAAGCUGAACGAGAGGAGUGUGGCCCACUACGCCCUGAGCGACUCCCCAGCAGACCACGCAGGCUUCCUGCGCACUUGGGGGGGCGCAGGGACUCCACCCACCCCCAGCGGCACUGGCCGAAAGUGCUGGUUUGUCCUUAAAGGCAACCUGCUGUUCUCCUUUGAGAGUCGAGAGGGCCGGACCCCACUGAGCCUAGUGGUGCUGGAGGGCUGCACGGUGGAGUUGGCCGAGGCUCCCGUGCCUGAAGAGUUUGCCUUUGCCAUCCGCUUCGACGCCCCUGGAGUGCGCCCUCACCUGCUCGCGGCAGAUGGGCCAUCGGCCCAGGAGGCCUGGCUGAAGGCGCUGUCCAGGGCGAGCUUUGGCUACAUGCGCCUGGUGGUGCGUGAGCUGGAGAGCCAGCUGCGUGAUGCCCGCCACAGCCUGGACCUGCAUCGCCACUCAUCCUGGAAGGCCACUCCCAGCCGCUGGAAGCCCCAGGCUCCUGAACUCUGGUCUCCUGGCCUGGAGAACGGUCACUCCCUCUCCAGAGAUUGCAGCCCUGUGGGCUUGGUGGAAGAAGGGGGCAGCAGGCCAGCAGGGCGGGGCUUGGUCGAGUGGGAGUUGCAGGGCCCUGCCAGCCUCCUCCUCGGCAGGGGGCAGAGCCCCGUGUCCCCUGAGACCUCCUGCUUCUCUACUCUACAUGACUGGUAUGGCCAGGAGAUUAUGGAGCUGAGGCGGGCGUGGCUGCAGAGUGCCCAGGGGAGCCAGCCAGAAUGCGAGGCACGGGAUAGGCCCUGAGCCUGGGCCCUUCGGGUUCAGCCCUUGUCCUGCUGGUCAGGACACCAGGGCCAGUGCUUUUUCAAGAGUUUCAUGUUUAGUGGUUUCUGAAGUUGCUGUUGGAUGUGAGUUCUCCCCUUCUUGCUUUUGAGGCUUGCUUCAGGUUCCAAAUCCACCCUCACGCCUAGAGGGGACUGAGGAGCCAUGAACUUUCAGCCCCUUUAUUAUUUCCUGAGGGCCAGAGAGGAGAGGUGGCUCGCUCAGCAGCCACAGACCUAGGUCUCCUGGUUU